Dreissena polymorpha is the source of this 6078-nucleotide messenger RNA. RefSeq lists its product as uncharacterized. The transcript has 23 exons. Lineage: Eukaryota; Metazoa; Mollusca; Bivalvia; Myida; Dreissenidae. The record is from RefSeq and is a predicted model, not a curated record. The coding region runs from base 1336 to 3195 and encodes 619 amino acids.
AUAGAUAUGAUGAUGUUACUGUUAGUAACCAUGAAAUCGCGUCACGUCACGUGAUAGUAGCAUGAACCAAUGAUUUUUUUAAACAUAAAUAAUUGAUGUCAAAUUCCUGCAGGAAUAAUAUUUAAGGUGAUGGAGUUUACAAGAUGUCCAGUACAAUGUAUAUGCUCGUCAAAUAACACCAACAAGAUCUUCUGGGAACCAGGGAAACACAGAAUCAUACUGAGUGGUGUGCCAUAUUCGGUUUCGCUGGAAUAGACAAACACAGGAGCGGGUUCGUUUGUUCCUUGAACUUUGCGGCGUUAGCGUCAUCAACCAUCUAGGUCAAGGACGUUCGGUUCUUCAUUCGCACAUAGGUUUAGUCAUCUUCGGCCAUCUGGGGAUUUCGCUGACUGUUCAAGUUGACCGAACCAAACGAUGUUAGUGACCAGUGAUAUGGCGUUCUAUGUGUAUCAAGUGAGCUUCAUUUGUGCAUUAAUGUUUGUUUCCGAGAUUUUGCUCUUGAAGAUUGAGGUUCAGGAUCGAAUGACUGUUGAUGGCAGUGUGCGUAUCAAAUGCUAUUCGGGUCAACCUUUUUACUUUAUUUUUACCAAUUAUGAAAAAACAUCAACUGAGAUAGCUAGAUGUAUCCCAGGGGAGAUGCAUUUUGAGUGUAACCUGUUCGAAGAAACGUAUAAGAAAUACUAUUCAACAGAUUAUACUCUAGAGAGUGGAAUCUUGGUAAUUUUAAAAUUGGAGCAAGAUGUUUAUGGUCAAUACAACUGCACAGAUGCGUUCGACCCAACACAAACAGAGGGAGUCAUGAUAACAGACAGGACAAGUAAUGGGAGUCAUGCAUCUAAUAACAGUUUGAUGCUACUCGCUGUUAUCGUCAUCUCUAUGUAUGGCUAAAUGUCAGAGUAAGAUGUUCAGGAAUACUCGACGUCAUGAAUAAUUAUAUGUGAUCAUCUUUCCUGUGGCAUGCAACGGAUUUUAAGAACACGAAUAGCAUAUUUAAACAGUGUUAAGUGAAACAUUGUUCUUGCAACGAAUGUACUUAAGACAUUAUUUAGUGCAGACAUGCGUCGGGUCACGAUAUUUUUCAGAUAAGAGUGAUGAAUUUUGUGUAUGCUAUCUGUUUUGCAGUGUAUAUGACUAUUUGCUUUGUUUGAAUAUGCGUACGAAGUAAGUGGCUAGCUUUGUUUGUUCGUCAUCAGCGCGCUUUGUAUCUGUAACUGGAUUUUAAUUUUGUGUGAUACUGUGCAAUCAGUUUAUUCGUCGACAUGGAAUGUCGCAUUGUUUUUGUCAAGAAUUGCUUGGGAAUAUACAGUUGGAGAUUUGUUAUUAGAAUCGAUAAUAAUGGACUAUACAAGCGUGGUAUUAUUGACAGUUCCAGCUUUCUUAACAUUUGGUCAGUUACCGGAUAUAUAUAUAUACAAUCGCGAUGGCAUACAAUAUUUACUGUGCAAUACUUCUUGGCCUUCGUCUUCAUUUAGCGUGUACAAAAAUGACAAGUACGUCAUGUCGGUCAAAUUUGGCAGCAUGUGUUCAAAAAUUCAUGGCGAGAUAAAAGUUCAUUGUGAAUGCAAAGGCAAUUCCAGUGUCGAAUGUAACAUUACUGAACACAAUUGUAGUACGUGGAUGUGUGACGCGCCGAUGGAUAAUGUGCUGAUAAAGAGUAACGUCAUCAAGUCCUGUCCGAACGCAUCAAUUAAUUCGACUAACCAACUAAGCAACACAUCUGAUUGUGUGGAUUGCUCUGCAGUAACCACGUGUACCGACAGGCUUCAAUGGGUUGUGGGUGGAAUAAAUUUUAGCGACACAAGCAUCCAAGCAAACUAUUUUACACGGGGUAACAUAAGCUUCAUAUCUCACAUAUUUCAACGAGAAAACAACGGCUCAGUUGUUGUUUGUCAGCAUGGAAAUGGAGAAGUAAAUCCUUGGCGAAUUAUGAUAAUAAUUCCUCCAAGCAUUUGCGCAUAUAAUAAUUCAAUCAAAACAAAACAUGAAACCGCGAAUUCAUGUCCACUCCUUAAUGGGAAUCCCAAAGUGAAAAUAAGAACAGGAGAUUGUUCCAAACCAGAAGUUAAUAAAAGCCUUGGAGAUAUGCAUUUUUGUGAAGCGCUCAACAAAACAGGAAACCAAACGUUUGUUGGUAAUGCAAAUGGUCGAUUCGAACUGAUCGUUCUAGAUCCUGCAUCUGUCACUGAAUUUUACUUCGAAGGAAAAGAGAAUCAAGAUAACAUUACAAUCAAUAAAAGAGAAAGUAUCACGCUCAUUUGUAAAGGACAAGGCAACCCUCCUCCUGAUAUGAUGUUAAUACACGAUAAUAGCACGUUGUCGAUCAACACCUCAUCAGUUAAACAUACCCUUCAAUUAACAGAAAGUACAUAUUCAAUGACAUUUACCUGCCGAGCAUCUAAUGGACUCGAUUCUGACUCUAAAUUUAUUUACGCCACCGUGAUCUUAAGCUAUUCGCACUCAGAACGCAAAUUCAUCUUUAUCGUCAUUAUUGGAUUUGUCACAGCCGUCAUAGUUAUUGUACUUGCUGUGUCCAUGAUUCUGAUGAAGAGACAAGGGAUCGUCUUCUGCAAACGAAUAAUAUUUGUUACAGAUGCUGCUGCAGUGAACGAUGAACUACCGGCUGCUGCUGUGAUUGCAUUGGCUGACUUCCCGGAAAACGAAACAACAGAAAACAAAGAUGAUUUAACUUCUGCGUUUGCCAAUGAAACGUAUGCAGGAUGUCUCGACAUGGAAAGAGAAGCCAAUCACAAUCGUACACCUCACAAUGAGCAAGGAUUCAGCCAUAGAUCUAGGCAAGAUCUACAAAAUCCGUUUGAACCGGAAACUAUUAUAGAUGAUCUACUCUAUAGCUACGCUAGAGAUCCUGAAGACCAAAAUAAAGUCACAAAUGCUGCAGAACACAGAACCAAGUGGCUUAAAACAGGAAAUGUUGGCGAAGAUUUUACCUACAGCGUUGUCAAUAAAUCGACACGACCAGACGCCAACAAUUGCUCUGCUGUCCAUCAAAAACAACAGUCAAAGGUCUUAAUUAACAGCGUAUCCAAAAACACAAAAGGUCAUGAUGAUAACACUUACAGAAUUGUCAACAAGCCGAAAAGAGGGAAGGGCAACAUCACAGAUGAAGAAAGAUCAGUGAGUUCAUGGGAGAAGAGUAUGUCAAGAAGAACAGAGUACCAAAACUGCGAGAACCGUUAGAAGACGCAGAUGAUGCCUCGGAGAGAAAACUGGAUGGCGUUUAAAAACGGAUGGUUUGAUUGCGUUUCCUGGUCAGGAUCGUGUACUGUUCGAUUGAACUAUGUAAUUUUACAGUUAUUUGUGAAACCCUGUAUGCAUUGUAUGCAUAUUUAAAACGCAUGUCGAAACUAAUUGUGCUUACUUUGUACAGUAUCUUCGUGUGUACAUAUUAUUUUUUCUCCUUUGUAUAAGAUGAUUUAUUUUUAAGCUUGUCAACAAAUAACACAUUUAAAGUGUAUCAUUUUGUAAGCAGCAAUUGGGAUUGUACAUCAGUUUUUAUUUGUCAUGUGUAUAUAGUAUUUUCACUAUUUCAUUAUGUAGCGUUUAUAAGUACAAUAUUCCAUUUAGAUGUCGUGUACAUAUUUAAAAUUCGUACGGUAAUUUCAUGUUUUAAUAAUUAUAUUUUAUUGCAAAAAAACAACAACAUGUCAGGUGUGUUAUUGUGUAAGCAGCAAUUUUCAUUGUACAUCAGUUAUGUGUAUGCAUACAAAAAUACUCAAUUAAAGCUGGGUUCCCACUGCCGAUCAGAUUAACUCGAUCAAGCCCGACCAAGCGGUCGGGUACUGGUCUGGUUCGGUCGGCAUGAGUGGUCGGGUAGGCCGGAAUCGGUCGGGCUUUCAACCCUAUAUUUUUUGACAUGUCAAAAAAUAUCGAGUAGCGGUCGAGUAGGAAAUGGAUCGAGAAGCGCUCGGGAAGUGGUCGUGUAUUAGUCGAGUAGAAGAUCGUGAAGCAAUCGUGUGGCGAUCUGAUUGACAUCUUUUACACGAUCUGUACCCGAUUCGCUCGACCUCUACCAGAGUUAUUUUAGAUCGCAACACGAUCCUCUAUUCGAUUUGAUGUACAGAUUUACUAGACAGCUACCCAACGGCUACUCGACCGUACACGAUCACUUCCCGAUUGCUAUUCGACCAUACACGAGCUCUGUACCCGAUCCGCUCGACCUCUACCCGAGUUAUUUUAGAUCGCUUUGUACGACUGUAGUACGACCAUUACGAUCUGGUCGUGUGAAGAUCUGGUUGCGAUCGAGCUGAGGUCGAGCUGAGUCCACUAUGUCGAGCUGAGAUCGUAUAGGGCUCGCGUAUAGGUCGAGAUGAUCCAGAGGAAAUCAGAAGGAUGGUUGAGUGGACGUCGUGUGGGGGUCGUGUGUUAUCGACAAGAGGUCGAGAAGAAGUCGUGUAUACCCUUUUUAGUCGAGCUUGGUCGGGUUUGGUCGGGAAAUUUCGGUGAUCGAGUUGAUCGGAUCGGCUGUGGAAACCCACCUUUAAAUACGUAGCGUGCAAGCUGAUCGACCUUUAGAUAGUAAAGUAAUGUGCAUUGUAUGGGACAUUUUGAAUGACCAUAACAUUAGUAGAAACGUGUGUAUAAAUAUUUUUUUUGACUUGUAAUUUAAUUUAAAAAAAGUCUGAAAUAUAACCCUGUACAAUUUCUUAAUGUAAAAACCUAAUCGUCCUCAACUUGCAUGGAAAUAUUGCAAAUAUGAGUAACUAAAUUUCUUAAAGUUUAGUACUUAAUCACAUUAAGCCUUAUCUGUGGAAUCAAAACGUUCUCAGAAGCAACACCAGUUUUUACACCAUGUUUGAGUUAUAAUAAUAUGUGAUAAUUAUAAGUUUUAUUUCGUAUAAUAAUAUAUCUCAGACGUGACAAGCGUGACUUCCGUGCUGAAGAACACGUUCGAGAGUCGUUUUAGAAAAUCGAAAGAAAUGUUUCCAGUGUGUUUAGUUUAGUAGGCCGACGAUUAUUCUGUUAAUUCUAAUAACAAUUAUUUUCUCAAAGCAUUCGUGCAACAAUUUAUCAGAGGGAUUUAAUUGGAACAGCUAACACGGACAUAUAAUUGAUGUUUAAAGGCGUAAUUCUACUCAUUGUAGGUUUAAUUUUUUCGAAACCGCAUUCAUUUUAUUACGUUUUUUUUAAAGAAUUGUUCUUGAAAAUAUGUGCGCAAAAAUGAUAAAUUAUAGCAACCCUUAACAUAUUAUCGACGUUGUGACGAACUUAUAUAUGCAUGCGUUGAUGACCACAAAAGCAUCAAACAAUAAACAAUAUCUGAUUGUGCGGUUGUGACCUUACCGAUUGUGCGGUUGAGACCUUUCCGCAAUCACUAUUGUCAAAAGAUGUCAGUAUUUCCACAGAAAAUUGAACUUUCGGAAGGAACGUCAUAGGGCACACAUCCGCUCAUUCUACAUAAAAACGAAACGAUGUUAUAUUUAGUAUCCUGUCGAAGUUUUAUACAAGGGGAUUAAUACGAUAUUUGUUAGACCACACAUGUCGGUUAUAAUAAAAAUAAACGAUUAAACAUAAAACUAUAUAAUAAAUAAUGUACAUAUACACCUAUUUAACUUUUAGAAACGUACAAAAACAUUUGGCUAAUGAAAAGUAAUAUAAAACCUUUUCCCUGUAAACACCGGAAACACUUAAUUGAUGUACCGUGAAAAUAUCAUAACAGAGCUAGUAACAAUACAUUUGAUAUCAAGAAAAUGCUUCAUAUAUACUGCUACUCUUGUCAAACAUGAUAGCAAGAGUAUACCCAUUUUAUAUCAAUACGAAAAACAUUUAAAAAUAACAUUAACAAUUUUCAUUAUUAUAAAGCACAUUAGGAGUGUAAAAUAAAGAUCUUAAUAUUACUCAGAAGACCCUUUAACAUAUUACUAACAAAUUGAUAGUUUUCAUGUAGCUUGGAAUGUACAAUACGUGUCAUAAUUACUAUAAUGUUAUUCCUUAAAUUGCAUGUUUUCUUUGAUUUGCUACUUUAGCACACACCAAUUAAUCAGACAUAAUUUAAGCAUCCCACAUCCUUAAAUUUGAAACCAAUAUAUACCAAUAUUUUGUUCAAAUGUGUUGCAUGUUAAA